UACUUCACCCUGUAGGGGGCAGCAGUGCGCGGCUGAGCGCAACAUUAGAAAAACAAGAAGAAGAAAAACCGACCAAUAGCAAAGCCUGACAUCCGUUUUGAAAGAAACGCGGUUGAUGACGAUUUCAAAGGAGCAAUAGUCGUCUCUAUUUGCUGAUACCAGACGUUUUCCAACACUUCACGAUGUCAAGACGAAGUAUGGAAGGCUCGCCUUCCAGGAGAUGUGUAGAACGUCUUCCAUUAAGAAGUAUGGAGAAUAAAGAGUCAGCCCUGAAGCAUGAAUCUAAAUCACUCUUUAACACUACAAAGGAGGGGGCUAUUUCUCGUAUCCUGCGCUCUCCGCCAUCCGCCAGUUUUACACAACCCAUUGGUUCCACUACUGAACUGACGUCCUACAUGCUGGGAGAUGUCACUUUUAAAUCCUUCCUCUGCUCUGGCGGUGAAGUCGAACUUGGCCAAUCUUCAUCGUGUGAGGCAGACGACGAUGGCGACCAUGUCGUGUUGCGUGAGGACCAGCAAUCUGUGUCUUCUGCUCGCCAAAAAGACUCCUCCGUUGCCAGUGAGCUCGGGUCAUCAUGCGGCAACCACGCGGAACAUCCCUACUGCCACCCAGCUGAUGCUAAUGUCUAUGAAGCUGCCGUGGAUCUGACUUGGAAGUCUUUUGCCUGUGAUGGCGGCGAGGUGGAAGUUUUGGACGCCACUGGUAGACCGCUGGAUGCAACUAUUCUUCCUCCUGCUGGAGAUCUUGUACAGGACAAGAGCAUCAACUCCAGCAACCUCUUUGAGGCCAGCCAUUUGGGUCCAGCAGAUGAACACGUCGAUCAUCCGUAUUGUAAUUAUGAAUGUGGUGAGAAGUCUUCUGGUGCGGUCUGCGACGUGACCGUCGGGACUUCCAUCUCCUCUGGGGGUGGAGUAGAAAUCCCAGACAGCGCUCCGACAGCAGAGGAGAUUCUUCCUUUACCAGCUGAUGUUGUUCCAAUCAUUCCUCAAGAUCUGAGCGUUUUACCUGCUGAUGGAAAGCUCUGCAGUGAACAUUUGGAGCAUGAUGGCCCCUCAACAUGUGUCGCGGAACCUUGCGGCCCGGAUCCUCUCAACAACGUGGACACUUUCGGACAAGAGACGAUAGGUAUUCCAGGUGAGGAACAAGCCGUGUCCUCCCAACUCCUGCAGGCUAAUGAGGAACAUCUCGUUGUUCAAAAGAGCUCCAGCCAAGACUUUGAGGUCUCCUGUUCAACACAUGCUUUGUCGAAUGAUCCGGUUUGUUUUGAGACGCCAGACCAACUCCUCUCACAUCAUAAUGGCAGCUCACCCUCUCACCUCGGCACUGGCACUCCCACCCAAGUAAGCGAAGCACAGGACAGUGCACUCGGUUCAUCUGAGGAUAGACCACCCUGUCCAAACUCUGCAGACAACCUUUCGGCCGACAAUCUCCCCAAUGUCCUUAAAGUCCUCUCGGGGUGUGUCUCGGUGGCCCCGCAGCUCGGAGAGGAUUCUGCCCUUGAAAAGAGCCUGGUGGCUCCAGGGGGUCCCGCUUUGGGUCGUUUGUGGGCGGACAUCUUGGAGAGCCCCGUGCCCAUUCCCCUCUUUAACUCCACCACCCUGUGCAACAAGCUCCAGCCGAGUCCAGUCCUGCAAGCAGAUGAAGAUUUCAGUAAGGCGCCUGCCGUUGUCCCCCAAUUGGUGCCGCAGGUGUCAGGUCUUGCCCCUAGGCGGCUCAUUACCGAGGGUCCGCUCCAGAAGCAACUACAGCAGAUGGGCGAGUUCCUCAUCCUUGCGUCGGGGAAAGUGGGCCUCGAUGUAUCUCCUCCUGCUGCUGCUGCUGCUGCUGCUGCUGCUGCUCCUGUGAAAUCCCACAACGCCUGUGUGGGCAGCACCCCUGUUAAAAUGUGGGAUCAGGGUCUAAACACAUCAGGACAGUUUGAGAGGAAGAGGAAGUUCUCCACAGCGGACGCAUGCAGUCUCACCGAUCCUCUCCUGUGGAACGUUGCCCCAGGCAGCCUGGAAUGUCUCCCAAGAAAGGAGCUGGAGCAGAGGCUGAGGUCCAGCAUGAUCAUGGUGGAGGCCUUAGUGCAGCAGCAGGCAAUGGCCAGAGUCAACAGUCAUCCUGCUGGCCCGCCGCUGUCGGAACUGCGUGACAAGCUGGUGCAGACGGACCACACUGAACUCAGCCAGACCACCAUGUACAGAGAUCUUUACACGGAGGCGUUGAACAGGAUUGGCGACUUGGAGCAGGACGCAACUUCUCUUCAGGAACUUGUCCAGUGCAUGCAGGGCAUGCGGGUUACCAUGACGUCCCUUGCCAGUGACACUGAUGCAGCUCUCUCUAACAUGAAGCACACGGAGGAGCUCGUCCGAGAGGAUCAUAGCAACCUCGUUUCACAUUAUAAGGAGAUGAAGUCCUUGUUCACAAAAUCGAAGGAGAUGCAGACGCGACUAAUGCAAAAGGUAAAAGACGCCCUUCAGCAAAGAGACCACAUGAGGACGCAGAUGGACGAGGCCUUGACAGUCAAGGAAGCCGCUCUCAGUACAGUGGAACAGCUGAGGAGUCACUGUGCUGACGAAAUAGCCGCAUUGCAGAGGAGCGUCGGCUCUCAGCAAGAACUACUGGUCGUCCUUAACAACACCUUCCCUGAGCAGGUUGCAUUAAAUACGUGCAACAUCGAAACGCUAAACUCUGCUUCAGAUCUUCUACGCCAAACCAUGCAGGAACAUUCCAGCUUGAUGAAAGAACUGCACGACGUCAGGAACCUCGUGCACAGGACAGCACCCAUCUUGAUGAAGCUCAACGAGAAGGCGGCGGAUGCUUUGCGAGAGAGAGACGAUUACAUGUCGGCACGAGACCGAGCUCUGGAGGACAAAGAACAGUUGGAGGAGGAGCUGAGCCAAACUCAAUUAAAUCUCCAAGCUGCCGGAGUACAGAUUGGGGAUUUGAAUCUGCAGGUUACGAUCUUAACCUCAGAGAUGGGCGUGCUGCGUCAGAAGCUAACCGAGCGUGAGGAGGACAGCGCUCAGUUGGAAAGAAAUGUGACAGAGAUGUCGGCAACCUUGUCCUCCACGAUGGCAGCGCACACCUUCCUGGAGCACGCCCUUGCUGAAGAGACGUCCAAAUUGUUGCAGGCACAAAGCGACGCAAGCCAGGCCCAGGACACAGCAGAGCAGUUGGUGUCAUCUCUGCACCAAGCAGAGCAGAGGGUUGAGGCUCUCAGUCAGACUCUGUGUGAGAGCGAGGAGGAGCUCAGCAGGCUGCAUGCGCUCACACAGGAGCAGAGCUUGCAGAUCCUGCAGCUGCAGGAUGUCUGCGCACAGCUCAGCGGCGUGAGGGAGAUGAAUGAGUUCAUGCAGAUGGAGAACGAGCUGGCCCUGGAGCAGGUGGCCGAAAGUGAGAGCACGCUGAGUUCCACCCUGCAGGCUCUUCGGGAGAGGAACAUCCAGUGUGAAGACAUGAAAAUGGAAAUCUCCCAACUACAGCUAGAGAGGAGCAGUGUCCAGGACGAGCUGGAGGCCGUGCGGGCCCGAGCCAAUGCGGUCCAGCUGAAACAGGACGAGGAACUUGCUCAGGCGGUCACUGAAAUCACCUUGCUGAAUCACACGCUGCGAGGAGUCACCAACCAGUUACAUGGCGCCCUAGAGAAACCAGAUGCAAAGAAUCCCCAAGCGGCUCCAAAAGUGGAGCGUCACCCAUCCUCUUCCUUUGUGGACUGCGUCAUGGUUGCAUUAACUACAGAGAAGGACGCAGCGCCACUGACCACAACGCCUGUCAAAGCUGUUGCUGCAGACUCGCCUGAGUCACCGAGUCAAGCCAUAUUCAGCGGGAAGAGCGCCUUCACCCGUGUUGGCGUCACACCGAAAAAAAAGGAGGAGUUUGAGCCAGAGGAGGAGGAGCAACAGAGCAGUGCAUUGGAGCUGCUGGCCCACCUGAGCAACACAAUCACAGAACUGGUCUCCACCCUGGAGACAGUGCAGCAGCACAAAGAUGCUCGGGUGGAGGAACUGCAACGCAGCGUUUCCAGUCUGGAGAUGGCGCUACAUUUCGCUAACAGCCAGCACGAGUCCAAGUUGUUUGAUCUGAAGCACAAUCUGAACCGCGUGACCACUCUGAUGGAGAAAGGCAAACACGCUCUGCAGCAAAAAGCUCAGGAUGAGAAGAUGGUGAUCAAAUUGAUUGCAGACGUCAACGAGGCCCAGGAGCUUGUGACCAAACAAAAGAACGAUUAUAAUGAUUUACGGAAGGAGGCGGCGGAGCUGCGUCGCUCUCUGAAGGAGACGCAAACGGAGGCUCAAUUCCUGCGAGCCGAGCUGGCAAGAGCAGGACAUCAGACGGACGGCGAUGCUCUUUUUAUGGACGAGAAGCUCAAGUUGUUGAAAGAGGUGGACAGACUGAAGACGGCACUUCAGGAAGCAGAUAAGGCCCGAGGUAAACUGCUAGAAAGGGCCAAGCGACACCAAAUGAUCCACCAGAUGAACCAGCUGAAGAGCGAGAAGGAGCUCCACAUGUUGAACAACAUGAUCAAUAAAGUGCGAGAGAUGUUGCUUUGUUUGCCCGACGUUAUGAAGAACUCUGAGCACCUCCAGCAGAUUUUAGAAUAUUUAGGCUGACGUGUUGUAGCUUUUGUGUUUGCUUUAUGAUGUCUUAAGUUGUAUUAUUUUUAAAUCUGUUUAAAUAAAAUAUGAAUGAAAAUAUUAAACUUAUCGUAAAUCUUUCCUAUAAUGUGCCUCUAACUUAACUCUAAGGGAUUUUUUACCUUUUUCUAUCUUUAUUGCAAAUAUUUAAUACAUCACCUAGUGGGGACAAGGCAUUUUUUUAUAUUUGUUUAUUUAUUUUUUUCAUGUGACUAUUUGAAUUUCUGACUUGACUAAUAAUCACUAACAAAAAAUCCAUUAACUUAAUAAUAGAACUAACAAAUUGUGCCUUACACAAUUCAAAAAAUAUAUCUAUUUAGGCUUCCUCAUUUUUGUAAAGCUUUGUAUCAAUCAUAUUUUACUUUUGUCGCCGUUUUAAAAAUAAACAUUUAGUGAUGUUUUAUAGAGUGUGAAUGUAAAAUGUGACUAUCGACAAUAUUAGUGUUAUUACUAAUUUAAGGUUCAUUAUUGGAGAAUUGCAGCAUUAAGGAACAAUCUUGCAAAACUAAAAAGUGGCAAGCAUGCAUCUCAUUAACAAAUGUAUAGCCAGAAGAUAAGAGAAUGUACUACUAAUGAACAUGCUAA
Molecule: messenger RNA, 5204 nt
Organism: Entelurus aequoreus (snake pipefish)
Lineage: Eukaryota; Metazoa; Chordata; Actinopteri; Syngnathiformes; Syngnathidae
Gene: spag5
Product: sperm associated antigen 5
Exons: 25
Coding region: 183-4595 (1470 amino acids)
Biological process (GO): cell division; regulation of attachment of spindle microtubules to kinetochore
Source: RefSeq, a predicted model, not a curated record